Pygocentrus nattereri (red-bellied piranha) is the source of this 2050-nucleotide messenger RNA. RefSeq names its product snurportin 1 (gene snupn). NCBI's taxonomy places the organism in Eukaryota, Metazoa, Chordata, Actinopteri, Characiformes, Serrasalmidae. Gene Ontology annotation, molecular function: nuclear import signal receptor activity; protein binding. Gene Ontology annotation, cellular component: cytoplasm; nucleus. The transcript is spliced from 9 exons. The record is from RefSeq and is a predicted model, not a curated record. Bases 162 to 1244 code for a protein of 360 amino acids. Gene Ontology annotation, biological process: protein import into nucleus; snRNA import into nucleus.
CCCUUUAGGGCUCCGGUCUGCAGCGUUCCCCUUCGCUUCUCACGUAGCCGGGCAGAGGGAGAUGUGAGCGGGGCUACAGAAGCUGUGCUGUCUGUCUCUCUGUGGCAUUUCUGCCACACUCACUCUGCGCUCCCAGCCGCCUCCACAGCAACAGAUCCGUAAUGGAUGCCCUGACCCAGGCUCUCUCCUCCAGCUUCUCGGUAUCUGGAGAGGCCAACAGCACAUCUGCCCCCCACCCCCGCCUGGCUCAGUACAAGAGCAAGUACAGUGUUUUGGAGCAGAGUGAACGGCGCAGGAGAUUCCUUGAGCAACAAAAAGAGAAAAGGCUAAAUUACGUGAAUCAUGCCCGCCGUUUGGCGGAAGGAGACUGGACAGGGGGGGACAGUGACGAUGACGAGGAGAAGACUCAGAAGAGCCAGCGGGAUGAGGCAGAGGACGAAGGAAUGGAAGUUGAGCAACGGAAAAAGUUGCCAAGACAUUACGCCAACCAGCUGAUGUUGUCAGAGUGGUUGGUGGAUGUGCCUGCGGAUCUUAGCUCUGACUGGCUGCUGGUGGUCUGUCCUGUAGGGAAGCGCUCGCUCAUUGUUGCAUCCAAGGGUUCAACUGCGUCGUACACUAAAAGCGGGUACUGUGUGAAUCGUUUCCCCUCUUUGCUGCCAGGCGGGAACAGACACAACUCAGCCAUGGGGAAAGAUUACACUAUCCUAGACUGUAUUUAUAGUGAAGUGAAUAGAACCUACUACAUACUGGAUGUGAUGUGCUGGAGGGGGCAUCCUGUAUAUGACUGUCCUACAGAGUUCAGGUUCUACUGGUUGCAGUCUAAAGUUGAAGAGGUGGAGGGACUAUCCGAGAUUGGCAAACGGAACCCUUUCUGUUUCGUGAGUCUUACCAGCGUCAGCUGUUCAACAGAGUCCAUCCAAAAGGCCCUGGCACAUGAGUAUAGCUUCAAUGUGGAUGGUCUACUUUUCUACCACCGUGAGACUCAUUACACACCUGGGAGCACCCCUCUCGUGGGCUGGCUCAGGCCCUACAUGGUGGCAGACAUCCUAGGCAUUGAGGUACCGCAGUGCCCCCUCACCACCAAGCCUGAUUAUGCCAGCCACCAAAUGCAGCAGAUACUGGAGAACAAGAAGACAUCUACUGAGGUUCGGCCUGCAGAGAAUGGUAGAUAUGAGCUAGAGCAUCUCUCCACACCAGAAAACCAGGCAACAACUAGCAACAAGGGAGAGGGCAUGGAAAGCUAAGGAGGAGAGACCUGACAAGAACACCACUGUUGGACCAUAGAUUCUCUAAGCACAGUGUUUUGGUAUAAGCCUGAGAUGUUGGAUUUCAAGAGACUAGAGUUUGAGGAUUUGUGGCUUUCAGUGUGCUGGGGAUUUUGGAACUUCUGUUGAGUUAAAGCUAGAUUUGCUCCAUUUGACUUGGAAGCCUAAGCUUUAUUCUCUUCCUGUCUGUGGACUUCAGAAGUAAUAAUGGAAUGAAUUUGGUGUUCAUCAUUGACCAGUUACAGGGAAACCAUGUGUAGUCUUGGAACUUCAUACGGUUAUCUUCAGAUCUUUACCUGGUAUAACUAAGCAUGAUUUGAAGAAAUUAUGAUUCGCACCAUGCCAUCAGAUUUAUUUUUAAUACAUUAUAAUUCCAUCCAUCCAUUUUCCAAGCCACUUCUCCGUCAGGGUCGCGGGGGGUGCUGGAGCCUAUCCCAGCAGUCAUCGGGCGGAAGGCAGAAUACACCCUGGACAGAUCGCCAGUCCAUCACAGGGCAACAUUAUAAUUCCAAUGCAAAAUUAGAGAAGCAAUGAAAAAAUAUGAAACCUCUAUUGGUUUAUAUUCUGUAUUUGGAGUAUGCGGAAAUCUGCUUGCACAUAAAAGUUACUGGUCAGGUGAUAUUCUGCAUGAAUGCCUUUUCACUUUUUAUUUUAGAUUCCUAUUUUUAAAUUUAAGCUUCAUCCACCAGACUGAUGCAUUUCAUGAGAGAAGGGAAUUUAUUAGUUUGGUAUUUUAAGUGUGUUUUGUAGGCCCUAUUAAUAAAUGAGUUUUACUCUUCAUAAAA